This is a messenger RNA of Ambispora gerdemannii, 1557 nucleotides long. The record is from the annotation of a GenBank genome assembly. Lineage: Eukaryota; Fungi; Glomeromycota; Glomeromycetes; Archaeosporales; Ambisporaceae.
AUGUCAAGUCAUAAGGAUUUUAGCCUAAUAUCUAAUGAAAAUGACUAUUUACCGUCACCUCCGAUAGUCGGAGAAAUGUCUAUGACGGAACUCUGGAUUAAAUUGUUUGCGAUUGCUGUGUUGGUCUUGUUGGGUGGAGUUUUUGCUGGUCUCACGAUAGGUUUGAUGGGACUUGAUGAAACAAAUCUAAACGUGUUGGUGGUGUCAGGCGAGACUGAUGAACGUAAACACGCGAAAGAAGUAUUAGAGUUAUUGAAUCGUGGUAAACAUUGGGUGCUGGUGACAUUGCUACUCUCGAACGUGAUUGUCAAUGAAACAUUGCCGAUUAUCAUGGAUUCUGUGUGGGGUGGAGGCUGGCCUGCCGUUUUAAUAUCUACCGCGUUGAUUGUGUUAUUUGGAGAGUUUGUCUUGCUUUUAAUGUAUCUCAUGUAUCCAGUGGCUCAUCCAAUUGCCGAUUUGUUAGAUUACUGUUUAGGUGAACAUCAUGGCACAAUAUAUCGAAAAUCUGAACUAAAAACCUUUGUAUCACUACAUAAAAAUGGCGGAAUUGAAAGUCUUAACGAAGAUGAAGUGACAAUAAUCAGUGCAGUAUUGGAACUUCGUGAAAAACCCGUUUCGGUUGUGAUGACUCCAUUGGCGGAUGUUUAUACGCUGAGUGCUUAUCAUAUAUUAGAUCAGAAAACUGUCGAUGAGAUCCUGAUAGCUGGGUAUUCGCGAAUACCAAUAUACGAACCGCCAAAUCCCACGAACUUUAUCGGAAUGCUUCUUGUCAAGAAGCUUAUAUCCUAUGAUCCUGAAGAUGAAUCACCAGUCAAUGUUUUCACAUUGAGUUCUUUGCCGGAAACAUCACCAGAUACUAGUUGUCUUGAUAUUCUGAAUUUUUUCCAGGAAGGAAGAAGUCAUAUGGUGCUUGUCACCGAGAAUCCUGGUGGUGAGGGUGGCGCACUCGGUGUGAUUACUUUGGAAGAUGUGAUUGAAGAAUUGAUUGCAGAGGAAAUUAUUGAUGAAACAGAUGUUUAUGUUGAUGUUCACAAAAAAGUUGAAGUAGUUCGACGACCACCUCGCCAAAUGAAACCACGACCAUUUCUUACUAUCCAUCGAGCUGGAGCUCACGCCAAAAAUCCAAAUUGGGGUCGAACAUUGUCUAGCGAAAAAAUAACAAACAAUAAUAAAGAUGACUGCGUCGUCGUUGAUAAAGAUGGUACUGGUAACAACUCGAAAUCUAGAUCAAGAUCAAAGUCUCCCGAAAGUGUACGAAUUACGACAGAUAGUGUGAUUGAUAAACGAAGAGGAAAAUUCAGUAAAAACGAAGAUAAGUCAACAAAUCCUCAAGGUUCUUCGCCUACAACUCCUGCUGCUUCGGGUAUUCCUUCUGCUCCAUCCAAUUCCAAUACUAAAUAUGGUUCAAUUGAAAAUUCAAAUCGAGUAAAUAACAGCGAUCAUAAUGGAAUUGAUAAAUUUAAAGGGAAAAGAUUGCCUGAUAGCGAUGACGAAUUCGAACAGCAACAGCAUUCAGAAGUGGAACCAUUAUUGAGGGAGAGAAACGGAACAUCUUAA